Messenger RNA from Mytilus californianus (California mussel), 1527 nucleotides. RefSeq lists its product as uncharacterized. Bases 1 to 1527 code for a protein of 508 amino acids. The record is from RefSeq and is a predicted model, not a curated record. The transcript is spliced from 3 exons. NCBI's taxonomy places the organism in Eukaryota, Metazoa, Mollusca, Bivalvia, Mytilida, Mytilidae.
AUGGUUAAUGCUACUACUCCAGUUAACAGUGUCACACAAAUUCGUUUCACUCAUUACCAGGUAUCAGACGAAAGGUUAUUUACUAUACUUGAAUUGAAAAGUACCAGUGUCCCCUUUUUAGUAGAUACUUCAGUUUGCAAAAUUCCACAUAUAGAUCCGUUUGAUAAAUCAUUAAAUAUUUUGAUGGUGGGUGUUGAUUCAAUUUCUCGAAAUAAUAUGCUACGCUAUAUGAAGAAAACUUGGACGUAUUUUGUAAACAAACUCAACGCUAUAGAUUUACGUGGCUAUAAUAAAGUUGCUGAUAACACUUUUCCAAAUAUAGUUCCGAUGACAACGGGAAAAUAUGUCGAUCAGUUAUCAUGGAACGAAUCAAUAAGGUGGAUGCCAAUGGACAAAUUUAAUUUUAUUUGGAAUAAUUAUUCUGCAAAGGGGUAUAGAACUUUAUAUGCUGAAGAUCAUCCUAAUAUAGCAAUUUUUGAUUUUAAGAAAUCUGGAUUUAAAAUACCUCCUGGAGAUUACUUCAAUAGGCCUUUAAGUGUUGCUAUGGAAAAAACUAAAAAGGUUUGGAAUUCUAAACACUAUUGUGUACAUGGAAGAACAGAAACUGAUAUAGUUCUAGACUAUUUAAAGAAUUUUGCUCAGAUGUUUCAGUCUAAACCACAUUUUUCCUUCACAUUCUUCUCAAGGCUAACACAUGAUUAUCUCGAAGGAACAUAUAAAGCAGAUACAAUCUUCCUGAAUUUUUUCAGAGACAUGUUUGAAAGUGAUAACUUAAAAAACACAGUUAUUUUCUUUUUCAGCGAUCAUGGAAUGCGUUUUGGUAAUUUUAGGGAAACAUUUGUUGGCAAAUUGGAAGAACGUCUUCCUUUUAUGCUGAUUGUAUUCCCUCAAUGGUUCCGUAAAAAGUAUCCAGACAUUCAUAGAAAUUUACAGAUCAAUGCUAGAAGACUUACAACUCCUUUUGACAUAUUUGCGACAUUAGAACAUAUUUUGGAUUUCAAUGGAAUUGAGAAAAAAGAAGUGAAAAAGAAAAGAUCAAUGAACUUGUUUAAUGAAAUUCCCGAAGACAGAACUUGUGAUGACGCUGGUAUCCUACCUCAUUGGUGUACUUGUUCUAAACUUGAAACGUUAGAUAUUGAAAAUAAGACAGUUCUCACUAUUGGUCAUACUAUGGUAUCUAAGAUUAAUCAAGAUUUAAAAGAUUCCUUUGACGUUUGUGAAAAAUUAUACUUGAAGACUAUAAAAUAUGCUCUGCGUGUAACUCCGCCCAACAAAAGGACCAGGAAUAUCGUCAAAAAUAGGAACGUUGUAUACGGCGAUCGUGUUAAGUCUUAUAUUGGUUAUCAGAUAACCGUUCAAACAAAGCCGGGAGAUGCUAUCUUUGAAGGGACAUUACGGUUUGACGAGAAAGGAAAAACAUAUCACUCAGUAGGUGAUGUCAGUCGAAUUAAUAAGUACGGUGGUCAAUCACAGUGUAUUGAGGAACAUCAUCUUAAAAAACUUUGUUACUGUAAAAUACAGUCAUAG